Molecule: messenger RNA, 4089 nt
Organism: Callithrix jacchus (white-tufted-ear marmoset)
Lineage: Eukaryota; Metazoa; Chordata; Mammalia; Primates; Cebidae
Gene: NSF
Product: N-ethylmaleimide sensitive factor, vesicle fusing ATPase
Biological process (GO): Golgi to plasma membrane protein transport; SNARE complex disassembly; intra-Golgi vesicle-mediated transport
Cellular component (GO): Golgi stack
Molecular function (GO): ATP binding; ATP hydrolysis activity
Source: RefSeq, a predicted model, not a curated record
GCUCCAGCCAAAAUGGCGCCGCCGCUCUGCCCGCCCCGCGCGCCCCCGGCGGCCACCCAGCCCGCGCGCGCCCUGUGGAGCGAGGACGCCGGGGACGCGGCCGGGGACGUGCGCGCCUGCGCGAGGGCGGGCGGCGGGGACGCGCGCGCGGCGGGGGCGGGUUCUGCUGAGUGCUGGGCUGCAGCCGCCGAGCCGGACGUGUUGGCGAAGAUGGCGGGCCGGAGCAUGCAAGCGGCAAGAUGUCCGACAGAUGAAUUAUCUUUAACUAAUUGUGCAGUUGUGAAUGAAAAGGAUUUCCAGUCUGGCCAGCAUGUGAUUGUGAGGACCUCCCCCAAUCACAGGUACACAUUUACACUGAAGACACAUCCAUCAGUUGUUCCAGGGAGCAUUGCAUUCAGUUUACCUCAGAGAAAAUGGGCUGGUCUUUCCAUUGGGCAAGAAAUAGAAGUCUCCUUAUAUACAUUUGACAAAGCCAAACAGUGUAUUGGCACAAUGACCAUCGAGAUUGAUUUCCUGCAGAAAAAAAGCAUUGACUCCAACCCUUAUGACACCGACAAGAUGGCAGCAGAAUUUAUUCAGCAGUUCAACAACCAGGCCUUCUCAGUGGGACAACAGCUUGUGUUUAGCUUCAAUGAAAAGCUUUUUGGCCUACUGGUGAAGGAUAUUGAAGCCAUGGAUCCUAGCAUCCUGAAGGGAGAGCCUGCGACAGGGAAAAGGCAGAAGAUUGAAGUAGGACUGGUUGUUGGAAACAGUCAAGUUGCAUUUGAAAAAGCAGAAAAUUCAUCACUUAAUCUUAUUGGCAAAGCUAAAACCAAGGAAAAUCGCCAAUCAAUUAUCAAUCCUGACUGGAACUUUGAAAAAAUGGGAAUAGGAGGUCUAGACAAGGAAUUUUCAGAUAUUUUCCGACGAGCAUUUGCUUCCCGAGUAUUUCCUCCAGAGAUUGUGGAGCAGAUGGGUUGUAAACAUGUUAAAGGCAUCCUGUUAUAUGGACCCCCAGGUUGUGGUAAGACUCUCCUGGCUCGACAGAUUGGCAAGAUGUUGAAUGCAAGAGAGCCCAAAGUGGUCAAUGGGCCAGAAAUCCUUAACAAAUAUGUGGGAGAAUCAGAGGCUAACAUUCGCAAACUUUUUGCUGAUGCUGAAGAGGAGCAAAGGAGGCUUGGUGCUAACAGUGGUUUGCACAUCAUCAUCUUUGAUGAAAUUGAUGCCAUCUGCAAGCAGAGAGGGAGCAUGGCUGGCAGCACGGGAGUUCAUGACACUGUCGUCAACCAGUUGCUGUCCAAAAUUGAUGGCGUGGAGCAGCUGAACAACAUCCUAGUCAUUGGAAUGACCAACAGACCAGAUCUGAUAGAUGAGGCUCUUCUUAGACCUGGAAGACUGGAAGUUAAAAUGGAAAUAGGCUUGCCAGAUGAGAAAGGCCGACUACAGAUUCUUCACAUCCACACAGCAAGAAUGAGAGGGCAUCAGUUACUCUCUGCUGACGUCGACAUUAAAGAAUUGGCCAUGGAGACUAAGAAUUUCAGUGGAGCUGAACUGGAGGGUCUGGUGCGAGCAGCCCAGUCCACCGCUAUGAAUAGACACAUAAAGGCCAGUACUAAAGUGGAAGUGGACAUGGAGAAAGCAGAAAGCCUGCAAGUGACAAGAGGAGACUUCCUUGCUUCUUUGGAAAAUGACAUCAAACCAGCAUUUGGCACAAAUCAAGAGGAUUAUGCAAGUUACAUUAUGAACGGUAUCAUCAAAUGGGGUGACCCAGUUACUCGAGUUCUAGAUGAUGGGGAGCUGCUGGUGCAGCAGACGAAGAACAGUGACCGCACACCAUUGGUUAGCGUGCUUUUGGAAGGCCCUCCUCACAGUGGGAAGACUGCUUUAGCUGCAAAAAUUGCAGAGGAAUCCAACUUCCCGUUCAUCAAGAUCUGUUCUCCUGAUAAAAUGAUUGGCUUUUCUGAAACAGCCAAAUGUCAGGCCAUGAAGAAGAUCUUUGAUGAUGCGUACAAAUCCCAGCUCAGUUGUGUGGUUGUGGAUGACAUUGAGAGAUUGCUUGAUUAUGUCCCUAUUGGCCCUCGAUUUUCAAAUCUUGUAUUACAGGCUCUUCUUGUGUUACUGAAAAAGGCACCUCCUCAGGGCCGGAAGCUUCUUAUCAUUGGGACCACAAGCCGCAAAGAUGUCCUUCAGGAGAUGGAAAUGCUUAAUGCUUUCAGCACCACCAUUCAUGUGCCCAACAUUGCCACCGGAGAGCAGCUAUUGGAAGCUUUGGAGCUUUUGGGCAACUUCAAGGAUAAGGAGCGCACCACAAUUGCACAGCAAGUCAAAGGGAAGAAGGUCUGGAUAGGAAUCAAGAAGUUACUAAUGUUGAUCGAGAUGUCCUUACAGAUGGAUCCUGAAUACCGCGUGAGAAAAUUCUUGGCCCUCUUAAGAGAAGAAGGAACUAGCCCCCUUGAUUUUGAUUGAAAAUGAACUAUUUGAAACACACAGUGACCAAGGGAAGUGACCAAGGUGAAGAUGGCCUGGGAUCUUCACCGUCCUCCUCAAGAUACCGGACUAAGUGGAACGUUCUCUACCUUCAACACAGGCUCGCUCUGCAUGAUUAGUGCAAUAAAACUCCCUUCUUUAUGCUUACUGAGAUAGCUUAGUGUCUUGUGGAGGUGUAAACUUGGUUUAGAAUGCUGCACUUACCUUUCCAUGAAGGCUAAAGUGAUCCUUCUUGCUCAGUCCCUCUUUGUAGGGACCAUCAGUACUUGUGGACACUACAUGUUUCAAGCUCUCUCCAGCACCAUCACCCCUGCAAACUCGCAAUCAGUCUAUUGAAUGUUGCAUGACAACAGUUGGCUAAUUAGAAGGCAGACUUUCCACAUGCAGACCUGGCUCAGUAAAUCGAGGUGUGGGCCAGAGAUCCUCUGACAGUUGUCCUGAGCUAACACUAGAGCUCGCUGGGUAUUUGGUUAAAUGUCUCCCACAAGACUGGUUAUUCUCUUUGCCUGAAGAAACAUGGCAUUGCAUCUCUCAAAUCCUGUUCCCAAUCAUUGUCAGAGAUGUUUUCAAGCUGCAGUCAGAUCUUUCUCAGUAGAAUGUCAGUUGACUACAGUGUUGACUGUGACUUCCCCUUAGUAUAACUAAUUUGCUCUGUGGUAAGAGAUAUGCUAAUUAUUACCACUUAGUAGAUGUUGUUAAAAACAUGAAAGAUUAGGUAUGGAAAAAGCGUACACCCCCAAACAGAAAGGAGUUAUUAAUUUAUAAACCCCUCAGCACUAAUUAGUGUCCAACUCCAAGUGGGUCACUUCCUUAGCAUAAUAUUGAUGCUUAUUAGUAUCACUGCUUUUUUCCUUAGCUUAAUGACUUACUUAGAAUUUAUCCUUUAUUUUAAAUGAUCUGUACUAUUUACUAUCUAAAUAAAACACUAUUCUCCAGAAAAAUCAACCAUUUUCUAGCCCUCUCCCCUCAAUCCUUUAUUGUCCAUUCCAAUACAUUGAGCACAUUUCCUUUACCCUCCACAUACUUCUUCCAAAAGGAAGCACCCAUUGAGUCCUUUUGAGAGUGAUUUGUUUUAUAACUAACUGACUUAGCAGGGAUUUAAUUAGGUCAUCAUAUCUGAUGAUGAGACUUACAGAGCGUGCCUCUCUCCCCAUUGCUGCUUAAAAUGCAAGGACAGGCGAUCAGAAGCCAUCCUAAAGUGCUUACACCACACGCCGCCCAUGAGGCUUGUGGCCACAGUCGCACUUGGAUGUCGCUCCUCUGUCAUUUGUCCCCAUUUGAGAAAGCACAUCAUCUCCAGAUCUUGCCGUUUGUACACUUUUGGUGGAGACUUGUAUGGCAUUUCUUCUUUGUUUUGGGUUUUCUUCUCUGGCUUAUUUUGUGGCUUUUAAAAAGUGGAUUGUACUGUGAGAGUCUGCGAUUCCUGGUGGCCAGUAUCCUGGAUUCCGCUAAGAUCUUGCCUCUUUCCUCCUCAUGAAAGCAGCACACAUUGUGUUAACUUCUGUCUCUUGUUAAAUGAGCUUAAUGUCUUUGUGUUUUGUCCAAAACGAUAUUGAAAAAUAUAAAUAUAAUAUUGUUUAAUGCAAAUGAAGGAAUGCAAUAAAGAGUAAAUAUACUUGAAAA